GUGAGCUGUGAUUGGUCACAGCUUGUCGCAUGGUACGAGGCUGUUGUGAAUAGCCCUGUACCAUGUGACCUCUGUGAUCAUUCACAGAUUUCACACGUAGUAAGCAAUGAUGUCACAAGUGACAUCUUGCUUACUACUUUGCAUGUGAUCACUGAUUGGCCAGGAUGAUGCCAAUGCCUAUCAUACUGCCUGUAUAGACUUCUCUUUUAAGUCAUUGUGUCAGCUUCCUUUGCUCCUCUCUCCUAGCAGUAAGGCUGUCCAUACGCUAUACAAUUUUCUGCCCAAUUUCCUUUAGAUUUACCUUCAACUAUGUAGUGCAAGGGCCUGACUAA
Molecule: messenger RNA, 332 nt
Organism: Staurois parvus
Lineage: Eukaryota; Metazoa; Chordata; Amphibia; Anura; Ranidae
Source: the annotation of a GenBank genome assembly